This is a messenger RNA of Tachysurus vachellii, 3827 nucleotides long. It is a transcript of the gene il2rb, whose product is annotated as interleukin 2 receptor, beta. Gene Ontology annotation, cellular component: external side of plasma membrane. Bases 338 to 1894 code for a protein of 518 amino acids. Gene Ontology annotation, molecular function: cytokine receptor activity. The transcript is spliced from 10 exons. NCBI's taxonomy places the organism in Eukaryota, Metazoa, Chordata, Actinopteri, Siluriformes, Bagridae. The record is from RefSeq and is a predicted model, not a curated record. Gene Ontology annotation, biological process: immunoglobulin mediated immune response; cytokine-mediated signaling pathway.
ACACACAUACAUACACUCUCUCUCUCACACACACAUUAACCAUUCUUUAACCCUUCUAGAGAAAAAAACUCUGGACCUUAAAGAUAUAAAAGAGAGCAAGAUGAACGAAUGGACAAAAGCAGGAAGGGAGGGGCUGAGUGACUGAGAGAUAGAGAGAGAGAGAGAGAGAGAGAGAGAGAGAGAGAGAGAGAGAGAGAGAGAGAGAGAGAGAGAGGGAGAGUGGGAGAUGUAGUAUCAUUAAGCUUCUGGUGGGAUUUAUGUUCUCCAGUUUCAUGGCUCGUGCUCACACAGCUACGUGAAGCAUCUCAGCCUACAUUUACAACGGACAGCUGCAGAGAUGUGGAGUGUCUGCUUAGUACUUUUCCUCCUGUUACCUGGAGACUCUCAUUCCAGUCUCACACACUCUGAUUUGUUGUGUGUAAACAACUACAUGAAGAAGAUCUGGUGUGUGUGGAACAGCACUAUGUGGCUCGCAGGUCAGAAGUGCUUCGUUCAGGUGACCAGAGACACACAUAAGGGCACAAAAAUUAAGAACUGUUCCCUGGACACCACAAGAUCCUGCAUGAUUAACAUGUCCAUUAAAUUCAGCUUUGCUGAGAAUAUGAUGGUGGACGUGUUUUGUAACGGUACUCGGAUGGACAGUGUGAAGGAGUAUCGCCCCGGCCGACACGUUAAGCUCCACCCACCUGAUCAGCUGAACGUUAUCAGGAACAACAUGACGUGGAGUCGAGGAGCUCAAUUCCCCCGGUUAAUCACACAAUAUGUGUUCGAGGUGCAGGUCAAAGCCAAGCAGCAGAGUUGGGAGGAAGUUAAGCCACGCAGUGUGGAUGGCACGUUUGUGCUGUUGGACGGCGUCUGUGAAGGCGAUUGUGAAUCACGUGUGCGAGUGAAGCCCCUCGAGCCAGAGAGAGAGGACCAGAUCCGAGGCUGCUGGAGUGACUGGAGCCCUGCUGUGUCCUGGAGGUCAGAGGUCACCAGGAGCACACUAGGACCACACAAACCAGAGACGACUAACACCCAGAUGAUUAACAUCUCUCACCCUGCAGUUAUAGGAGCACUGGUGGGGUUUGCAGCGCUCAUCCUCAUUCUCCUCAUUCCACUUUCUGUCUACCGACACAAAUGUGGGCUGAAGGUGGGCUCUGAGCACGUUCCUGAUCCCUCCAAAUACUUUCAACCUCUCAUCAAUAAGCACAAGGGCAACUUUCAGGAAUGGCUGGGUCCUAAUCGCUCGACAUCUCUGUUCCUGCCUCCUCAGUCAUGUGACUGUGAAAUCUCUCCCAUCGAUGAAGUCUCUGAUGCGUGGGAUGACCCUCUGGCUAGCAACAUGCUGCUGGCCUAUCCUAAUCACACAGCAGCUCUGCACCGGCAAAUGAGCGAUAGCAGUCAGCUCUCGUCCGGCGUCUCUAACAUGGGUUACUUCUACAGUGAGUACCAGCCAGGCUCCGUGUGCCUGGACUCCUGCCCUGUCUACUUCACUUAUCAUCCUGAAGCUGGCGUCAUCCAGACCAGCCUGUCGUACGAGCGGCUACACGGAGCCACGCCGACGAGCCCAGACUCCGGCUUCGGCAUGGAAACAGAAAAAGAAGAGGCUGAUGAAGAGGAACAGGAAGACAAGACAGGAAAAGGACAGAAGAUGGAAUGCAGUGGGGUCAACAUGCAGCACCUGGUCUCGUUCGUCGUGUCCUUGCCUGAGAGCACGAGGACCACCAUCCCACCGCCAUCUUUCACAGAGCUCACACCAUGGCACGAGGAGCCUGAAUCUUCAGUAGUCACUGUGAACUCUGAGCCUCUGGAAGCCCCCGCGAUUCGUCCGUCAUCCAUGGUGGUGCAGCCAUGCAGUAGCGGCUAUUUAACCCUGAAGGAGAUGCAGAAAUACAGCAACAAAUCCAUCUGAUCACAUGUUCCACAACUAAAUUCAAAUCAAAAUGUAUUUUAUGCCUUUUAAGUUUACCCUCAUUCCAUUACAGCUACAUUUCUCAUUCAUUUACAGCUAAUCUCACUGUCAGGUUUUCAGUUGGUGACCAGUAGCAAAGUGAAGUGGGCGGGGCAGAGCGCAACCUCCUGUACAUAAGGAUAAUAAGCGAGGAAUAUCAGUGGGAGUGUCAGUCAAUUAGGAUGCUUCUUUUUUCCCCCGAUAAAACCGUCUACUUCAAGUACUUCAAGAUGUAAAAAAGUUGUUCAAUUUCAGAAAGUUAAAGCAUUAAGGGUUUGUACCGGAGUGUGAAGCGGAGUUAGCUAUCAUAGAACAGAGUAUAAACACUGCCAUGUCGCUAAUCAUUAUAUAACACAUUUAAGUACUUGUUACUAGCUAGUUAAAAAAGUGCAGGAAGUCUUAUUCAGGAUCACCUGCUAGUAAAGAUCUGUAGCAGUCUGGAGUCAGCAGCAUUUUCACUGAAGAUUUAAACAUCUCACAUGUAAACUGUUUUAAACCGAUACCAUGAUAACUGCUGCACUAAGACGCACGUACUGACCUUGCUCCUGUUUAUUAUUAUUAUUAUUAUUAUUAUUAUUAUUAUUAUUGUUGUUGUUGUUGUUGUUGUUAUUAUUAUUAUUAUUAUUAUUAUUAUUAUUAUUAUUAUUAUUAUUAUUAUCAUUAUUAUUAUUUAGGAAAAGAACUUAUUCCACAUUGGCUUUAAAGUGCAUCUUUUUCCAGUAUUCCCUGUUUUUGUGGCUGCUAGUGGACAUCAUGCAAUUGUCCUGAAUCUCACACACACACGCGCACAUGCACACACACACACUAUCACACACACACACACCCACGCACAUGCACACUCACACACUCACACACACACACACUCACACAGACACACACUCACACACACACACACACACACACUCAUGCACACACAAACGCUCACACACAGACACACACACACACCCACGCACAUGCACACACACGCACCCACGCACAUGCACACCCACUCACACGCACACACACACACCGAUCUUCUGAUCAUCUCAGGGUUGAAGUUUAAAGAUGUACGUGGUGUUUAGUGAGUGAUUCAGUGUGCUGCCUUUACUUUAAAGUGUUAACAUAUGAAGUGUAUUUCUUUUGCCACUCACCUGUUUUUAUGCACAUAUUAAAGCUUUUUUUAUUUGUAUUGUAGUCUAUAGUAACAUAGUAUAGUGGUUUGUUACUAUCGGUCGUUUCCAGGUGUUUCUCCUCAACACCUAGCAGAACAUGUGGACGAUACAAACACAAGCGUUCACCUUUUACAGUCUUGACGCUGAGCUUCACAUUUAUAGAGACUGACAGAAAUAUAUUAAUAUAUUCUUUUUUAUUUUGACACUUUUUCAUUUAUCAUUUACAUUUUAUCUUUUUUUUUUUUUUAAUAAAACUGUGUAAAUGUAUUCUCAUGUUUAUGGAAAUGUAUUGUUUCUGGUAGCUGCAUGCACUGUAUAGAUUAAAACCCUUAAAAGUUCCAUGUAGAACAAAUUGUUCAAUCAAAAAAAGGGUCCGAAUAGAAACCUAGACUAGUCAGGGCUCAGUGCAGGACACUCGAGUUCUUCACUCCAACCUUCACCUCCACACCAUGUCACUAUCCUGGAGAAGGAGCAGAUAUCGGUGUGAUGCUCAAGGGGUCACACACUUUUGUUAAUAUAGUGUAACUUGUAUAAUAACCAAAAAAAUUCUUCAUGAAUUUGAUGUUAUCUGUUAAAAAUGAUCUUCUAUGCAGUAAUUUACUGCUGGAAAGAGCAAGGUCAGAUGUGAUGUUUGACUUUUCUGUUGACUUUUUUGUAUAAUAUCCUGUUUUCACAUGUUGAGUGUGUCAUGAUUCUCACUUCAUAUAAAAAUAAACGCUGUGUGUAAGCCGUGUUUACAAAAA